Molecule: messenger RNA, 426 nt
Organism: Rotaria socialis
Lineage: Eukaryota; Metazoa; Rotifera; Eurotatoria; Philodinida; Philodinidae
Source: the annotation of a GenBank genome assembly
AUGCAAAUCAGCGAAACAAUUUUACUUAUUAUCACCACGAUAAUUACAGUCAUAUCUGCAUUAUUUUGUAUUAUUUCAUUGGCAACUGCAAGAUGGACAACAUUGUACGGUUUAUUUUGCACUGGCUGUUCAACAUCAUCAGCGGGUCUUUCUGUUGUUGCGUUCAUAUUAUUAGUUGCUUCUAUCAUUGUUCUUAUCUUACUUAUCAUUCGAAUUUUACCGAAGUCUACUCGAAUUCUAUCUCUCGCAGUCCUUUUCAUUGCAAGUAUCUUCACAUUGGCUUCGUUUGCUGCAUAUUUUGAUAGUGUCGUUGGAUAUUCAUACAAUUUGAUGGUUGUUGCUCAUUUUCUAUGCUAUGCAGCAUCGAUUUUGACUGCAUUUUGGCUUGGCACUUCAUAUACAGGAGCAAUAACACAAGAAAAUUGA